CCUCUGUGAUCAAUCACCUUUCCUCUCCCCAGCAGAGCACAGCCGACAUGAAGACGCUGCGUGUGGUCGUCCUCGCAUCGCUGCUGCUGAUUCUCCAGCUCAGCUCACAGAUGGCCCGGGGGCACGUGUCCACGGCGUCCCCAGCGUCCACGAUCAAGUCGUCCACGAUCAAGUCCUCCACGGUCAGCCCGUCCACGGCGUCCAUGAUCAAGUCCACGAUCAAGUCCUCCACGGUCAGCCCGUCCACGAUCAAGUCGUCCACGAUCAAGUCCUCCACGGUCAGCCAUUCCACGGCGUCCACGGUCAAGUCCUCCACGCUCAGCGCAUCUACGUUGUCCACUACGACCGCGGCGUCCACAGUAAAGUCCUCCACGGUGAAGGCAGUCUCUGCCACGCCGUCCACACUUUCCACUGUGAAGACUGCGACUUCUCCAAGAAGCAGGCCUCCGACAGGGACCGGCUCCCGGGGACCCGCCGCCUGCACUCCGCUGCUGGCUCUGUUGGCUCUCCUCCAUAGCUGGUCCGGAUGACUGGAUCCGGAUCGGCCUGGACUCCGUGGAAACUUUAGGUCUUCCUAAAGGAGGUUUAAUAAAAAGCUGUUUCCUCCUGAACUCUGAGAACAGGAGUGAGUCAUGGAGGUGCUCCUGUUUCCGGUGUCACUGACUAUGAAGUUUGUCUAAAUGCUGUAAAACAUUUGGGACUGAAAGGCUGUGCUUUGAUGUCAACUAAUAAAACUUAAAAUCUAA
Molecule: messenger RNA, 746 nt
Organism: Haplochromis burtoni (Burton's mouthbrooder)
Lineage: Eukaryota; Metazoa; Chordata; Actinopteri; Cichliformes; Cichlidae
Product: nuclear pore complex protein DDB_G0274915
Exons: 2
Coding region: 48-530 (160 amino acids)
Source: RefSeq, a predicted model, not a curated record